This is a messenger RNA of Lasiosphaeria miniovina, 1836 nucleotides long. RefSeq lists its product as uncharacterized. The record is from RefSeq and is a predicted model, not a curated record. The transcript is spliced from 2 exons. Gene Ontology annotation, molecular function: zinc ion binding; transcription coregulator activity. Lineage: Eukaryota; Fungi; Ascomycota; Sordariomycetes; Sordariales; Lasiosphaeriaceae. Gene Ontology annotation, biological process: positive regulation of pseudohyphal growth by positive regulation of transcription from RNA polymerase II promoter; chromatin remodeling. Gene Ontology annotation, cellular component: RSC-type complex; nuclear chromosome; nucleus. Bases 1 to 1836 code for a protein of 611 amino acids.
AUGGCGGGGCGACUACAGCCACAAUCGCAGCAGGCGCUAUUCUCGUCGUAUGCGCCCAGGCUGCGUGCCUACAACAACUCCCUCCUCGCCCCCGUCUUGCCCAGCGCAGCGCCCUCGAACCCACUCUCGCGCACCACCAAGCGAGGCACCACCAUCAUCAACUAUGCUGAGGACGGGUACGACGAUUACGACGACGAUGACGACGAUAGCCGCCGCCGCCCCACCGGCCUGCGCAGUCUGCGCCGCGAUGACAGCGGUGCCAAAGGCGACUUGAGCGACAAAGUCGGCAAGGAGACACACGAGCCCGUCGAGGUGCAGGGUGUGUGGCGGGAUUGGAUGGGCAAGAUGCGCCUCGCCCGCUCCGACGCGCAGAACUACGCCCAGGCUUGUCUUCCUCUCACUCUUAUCCCCAUCCGGAUCGACCUCGAAAUCCCAGCCUACAUGCCCCCGGCCCCCUUGCCGUUCCCUGCCCCCAACGCCGAUCCGAACCACGCCUUCUUCAAGCCACAAGAACUGACAGUUCCCUACCGACUCCGGGACACCUUCCUGUGGAACCUCCACGAGACUCUCAUCACCACAGACCAGUUCGCAACUCAUCUGGUCCAGGACCUGGAUCUGCCGAAUCGGGCCCAGACCACUGCAGAGAUCAGCAAGCAGAUACGGACACAGUUGGAGGAGUAUGCCGGCGUUGCCCUCCACCCCCUCUUCCACAACCAUCCCAACCGCCCUAGCGCGCCAGACCCCCUCAAGGCUGCCAACCGUCUCGAGCCAUCCACCCCCGCGCCCCCACACACGGCGGCUCUGAGCAGGGCAGACACACCCCUCUGGACUGGCAAUGCGCCAUCGACGCCGGCCAAGUUCCCCGUUCCUGCCACACCCGCCGUGGUGCCGACAUCGACUGGGGAGGUCACAGCAGCCGCGACACCAAUACCGCUAGACGUCGACGACUUCAGCCCGGACGACACAUACCGCUGCAUCAUCAACCUCAACAUCAACCUCUCGUCGCAAGUAUACACAGACAGGUUUGAGUGGUCGUUGCUACACCCGCCAGGCACGGCAGAGGCAUUUGCGAAGCAGACGUGCGCGGACCUCGGCCUGCACGGCGAGUGGGUUCCGGCCAUGACGCACGCCAUUUACGAGGCGGUUCUGAAGCUCAAGAAGGAGGCUUGCGAAUCCGGCGGCCUCGUACCAGGCUGGGGCGCGGCAAUGCUCGGCGCCUCGACCGGCGGCGUGUCCGAGUACCCUAACGACGCGGCCGUCACGGCUGGUGCCGAGGGCGCUGGCUGGCGCUACGACCCGGAGCACCUGGCCGACGAGUGGGAGCCCAAGCUGGAGACGCUCAGCAAGGAGGAGAUUGAGAAGCGCGAGGGCGACCGCGAGCGGCAAAUACGCAGGCUGCGGCGUGAGACGGCUCGCUUCAGCAGCAACACAGGCAUGGCUGGCGGCGUCCCUGUCGGCUUCGGCUUUGGCGGCCUCAUCGAGCAGGAGGAGGAGCGUAUGGGCCGAGGCGAGCGUAGCAAGAAGAAGCGCCGCUUCCGUAGCCUUUCCCCUCUGGCGGGGUCCGGCACGCCCGGCGGUGGUAGGUUCACGCCGGAUGUGGGGGCCCCCGCCGUGGCUGGAGGCGGGUAUGGCGGCGGCGGCACCCUGGCCGAGAACGAGCGCUCGUCAUGGCGCUGCUCCCACUGUAAGGUUUGGGGAACUAGUGUCUGGGCCGUGCGCGACGGUCCCUAUGGAAGCAGGAGCCUGUGCAACAACUGCGGCUUCAUGUUUGAGCGCGAUAGGAAGCUCCCGCGGUGGAGCAAAAACCUGCAUCUGCCCGACAGUCGACCUGUCUAG